AUGCCAGCUGGGUCCGGGACCUGGCGGCCGCGCUCGGAGGUCGAGCAGUCCAGCCGCCGCCUGUCUCAGACAGCAGAACGCUGGGGCUGUGGCGACUCGCUUCAGCGGCGGCAGCGCGCCCUUGCUGCCCAGCUGGACGCGGGCGCGGCCCCCGGCCCCAGUCAGCCGAAGGCCGAAGGCGGCGCGCCAAGAGACCAGCUCGACGAGCCCGAGGGCGACGAGGGGUACUUGGCCGGGCGCCGCGUGAAGCCCCAGACGCUCAGGCGGCACCAGGAAGCCAUGCAAGGCUUCACGGCAGCGUGCCCCCGAGCGGCCGGGCACGGGUGCGCGCUGGAGGAAUUCGACGCGAUGCUCGAGCAGUACCUCGCGAUCCAGUUCUUCUCGAUCGGUGCUCGCGCCCACGAGGCGCGCGACGUCUUGUGCGGGUGCGCGUGGAUGCGACGGGCGUCGGUCGCCAAGCUGCCAGCCGCCCUCAGCGCCGUGGAGGGCUUCCGCAAGGAGGGCCCAGGCUCGUCCCGCGACCCGUGCCCGUGGGAGGCCGUGGUCGCGAUCGCGGCCCACUUGAUGAUCCACGACAGCUCGCUGGGACCGUGGGCAGCGGCGGCGGUCCUCCUCGGCCUCGACACCUACGCGCGGAUCGGGGCGUUGCGCGCGGUCAAGGCGCACGACCUUCUCAAGCCCGCCCGCGGCGUGCAGCCAGCCAGGUGGGCCCCGGCGUUCUCUCCAGAGCCCGACGGCGAGGUGAGCAAGACCAAGACGCAGGACGACGCCGUGCUGGUCGGGGAGGCCGCGGCCGAGAGGCAGUGGCUGAACCGCCUGAUGGUGCCGCUGGUGCAGGGGCUGGCGCCGGAACAGCGGGCGCUCCCGUUCGGCGCGCACAAGCCCUGCGCCAGUUUCGAGACGGCGGCCGACGCGAUCGGCCUCGGCCAGUUCAAGUUCGUUCCACACAUGCUGCGUCAUGGAGGGCCGAGCCUCGACGCACUUCGCGGCGUCAGCCUUCCCGAGAUCCAGAAGAGAAGCCAGUGGGCUGCCCCGCGGAGCGCGCUGCGGUACAGCAAGCACGGCCGGUACAUGCGCAUCCUGCAGUCGCUGCCCAGGCACAUUCGGGACCAGCACACCGCAAAAGAGGAGCUGCUCAGAUCUCAGUUGUCAAGUGAGCUACGCUCUACACGUUGA
Prorocentrum cordatum is the source of this 1176-nucleotide messenger RNA. The record is from the annotation of a GenBank genome assembly. NCBI's taxonomy places the organism in Eukaryota, Dinophyceae, Prorocentrales, Prorocentraceae.